This is a messenger RNA of Rotaria sp. Silwood2, 13212 nucleotides long. The record is from the annotation of a GenBank genome assembly. Lineage: Eukaryota; Metazoa; Rotifera; Eurotatoria; Philodinida; Philodinidae.
AUGACAGCAAAAUCAUCAAUGGCAGCUCAAGUAACGAAAUUAUUUCACCGAAAACGAGCACAAUGGUACUGGAAAUCCAGUCCAAAUGCACCGUCGACAAAUGCAGAAGACAAAUGGACAAGCUACUCCGAUAUUGAAUCAGAAAUUAUUGAAGAAGCAUUUAAUGAAAAUCAGGAACAAACAUCCGUUGAAUUAGAUGAUUAUUGGAUAGAUGUAAAUAAUUCAAUUGCAAUCAACAAAUGCGAUAAAAAUCAACAAAAUCAAAUAAAACGGACACUAAUUGAUGAAAAUGAAGCUCAGCAUUUCAGACAAGAAAGCGGCUUAGAUAUCUCCUCAUAUUCAUACUUUCCGGAUGAAGAAGAAGUAUUACUUCCAGCUGGAACCAAGUUCCAAAUCGACAAGGUUGAAUUCCACAACCAACCAGCUCAAAACUAUAUAUAUAUCAAACUUCUUGCAAAAAAUAACAUCGUACAACAGCAAUAUGAUUGCACUGGCUCAAUCACAGAACUCAACCUCUACCAAAGUCCAAUUGAUAUCAUCGACACCGAAAUACUCUUCAACUUACUCAACGUGAAUAACACACUAACUACGCUUAAUCUUCAUAACAGCCCAAUUUCUGACAAACAAGCCGAAGCACUCGCUGAUGCAUUAAGAGUAAAUGAAACUCUUACAACUCUAGAUCUUCAAAACAACAAAACAUCUGCCAAUGCAGCGCAAGCUCUCGCUAAUGCAUUGAAGACCAAUCAAACUCUUACAACUCUUCAUCUUCAAAACAACCAAAUAUCAGCCAAAGAAGCUCAAGUACUCGCUGAUGCAUUGAAAGUCAACCAAACUCUUACAACUCUUAAUCUUUCUCCCAAUCAAAUAUCUGAUAAAGGAGCUACAGAACUCGCUGAUGCAUUGAGAGUCAAUAAAACUCUUACUAUUCUUGAUCUUUCCCUCAACCAAAUAUCUACCAAAGGAGCUGAAGCACUCGCUAAUGCACUGAAAGUGAAUCCAUCUCUUACCACUCUAAAUCUUUCUUGCAACCAAAUAUCUGACAAAGGCGCCGAAGAACUCGCUUAUGCAUUGACAUUCAAUCAAACUCUUACUACUUUACAUCUCGGUAUGAUCCAAAUAUCUAAUAAAGGAGCUCAAGCAAUCGCUGAUGCAUUAAAAGUCAAUCAAACUGUUACUACUCUUGAUCUUAGAUGGAACCAUAUAUCUCCAAAAGCAGCCGAAGCACUUGGUAAUGCAUUGAAAGUAAACCAAACACUUACUACUCUUAAUCUUCAAAACAACGAAAUAUCUGCCGAAGGAGCUGAAACACUCGCUGAUGCAUUGCGAGUCAAUCAAACUCUAACUACUCUUAAUAUUCAAAACAACAAAAUAUCUACCCACGGCGCUAAAACACUCGCUGAUGCCUUGAAACUCAAUCAAACACUUACAUAUCUUAAUCUUUGCCUCAACCAAAUAUCUGCAAACGGAGCUGAAGCACUCGCUGAUGCAUUGAAAGUCAAUUCAACUCUAACUACUCUUAAUCUUCUAAACAACCAAAUUUCUACGAACGGAGCUCAAGCACUUGCUGACGCAUUGAAAGUCAAUCAAACUCUUACUACCCUUGAUCUUGCACUGAACCAAAUACCUGCGAAAGGAGCUGAAGCACUCGCUGAUGCACUUAAAAUCAAUCAAACACUUAUUAAUCUUAAUCUUCAAAACAACCAAAUAACUGCAAAAGAAGCUGAAGCGUUCGCUGACGCACUGAAAUUAAAUAAAACUCUUACCACUCUUAAUCUUCAAAAAAACCAGUUACAUGACAAAGGAGUUGAAGCACUCGCGCAGGCAUUGAAAGUCAAUCAAACUCUUACCACUCUCGAUCUUCCUAUGACACAAAUAUCUGACGAAGGGGUUCACACCUUAGCUGAUGCAUUGAAACUCAAUCAAACUCUUACUACUCUUAAUCUCUCUUCCAACCGAAUAUCUGACCAAGGCGCUAAAGCACUCGCCGAUGCCUUAGAAGUCAAUAAACCUCUUACUACUCUUGAUCUUAGCAUGACCGAAAUAUCUGACAAAGGAGCUAAAGCACUCGCUCAUGCGUUGCAACUCAAUAAAACUCUUACUACUCUUAAUCUUAGAUGGAACCCCAUAUCUACGAACGCAGCUGAAACACUGGCUCACGCAUUGAAAGUCAAUCAAUCUCUUACUGCUCUCAAUCUUUUCCUCAAUCCAAUAUCUAACACACACGCUGAAGCACUCGCUGAUGCAUUGAAAAUCAAUCAAACUCUUACCACUCUUGAUCUUGGUAUGGGCCAAAUAUCAGGCAAAGCAGCUGAAAAACUCGCUGAUGCAUUGAAAGUAAAUGAAACUCUUACUACCCUCAAUCUUCAAAACAACCAAAUAUCUGCCAAAGAAGCUAGAGCACUCACUGACGCAUUGGAAGUGAAUCAAACGCUUGCCACUCUAAAUCUCCAAAACAAUCAAAUAUCUGACGAAGGAGCUGAAGCACUUGCUCAUGCACUAAAAGUCAAUCAAACUCUUACGGUACUUAAUCUUCAAAACAACCAAAUAUCAGACAUAGGGGUUAAAGCACUCGCUAACGCAUUGAAAGUCAAUCGAACUCUUGUUUGUGUGAUGUUUGCCCCGACCCUCCCACACUUUGACCACAUGCAGGGAGCAACGCUUAAAGGAUUUGCUUCGAAAAUCCCAGAACCUCUAAUUACCCUUGAUAUUUCCUUCAAUAAAAUAUCUGACAAGGAAGCUGAAGCACUCGCUCAUGCAUUGAAAGCGAAUCGAACUCUUACUACUAUUGACCUUCAAAACAACAAAAUACGUGACAAAGGCGUUGAAGCACUCGUUGAUGCAUUGAAAGUGAAUCAAACCCUCACAUCGCUUCAUCUAGACACAAACCUCAUAUCCCAAAAAGGAGCUGAAGCACUCGCUUAUAUGUUAAAAUUCAAUCGAUCUGUUACAGAUCUUCACAUUCAAAACAACGAAAUAGGUGAUAAAGGAUCAGAAGCAUUGGGCAAUGCAUUGAAAUUCAAUAAAACUCUAACUACUCUUCGCAUUCAAAACAACCUAAUAUCGAGCAAAGGAGCUCGCACACUGGCUGAUGCCUUGAAACUGAAUAAAACUCUUACUACUCUUGACCUUAACAACAAUAAAAUAUGUGCGCAAGGGGCGGAAGCACUCGCUCUUGCAUUGAAAUUGAAUAAAACUCUGACUACUCUUACCCUUUGCUUCAACCAAAUAUCUGCCAACGGAGCUGAAGCACUCGCUGAUGCAUUAUUAGUCAAUGAAACUCUUACUACCCUUAGCGUUGGAGGCAACGACAUAUGUGUUAAAGGAGCUAAAUCACUCGCUCAUGCAUUGACGGUCAAUCAAACUCUUACUACUCUUGACCUUGAAGGCAACCAAAUAUGUGGCAAAGGCGCUAAAGCACUCGCUGAUGUGUUGAAACUCAAUCGAACUCUUACUACUCUUGCUCUUAGAUGGAACCAUAUACCUGAUAAAGGGGCUGAAGCACUCGCCGAUGGAUUGAAAAUGAAUCAAACACUUGCCACUCUUAAUCUUGGAGGCAACAAAAUAUGUGGCCAAGGAGCUAACGCACUCGCUCAGGCAUUGAAAGCCAAUCAAACUCUUAGAACUCUUAAUCUUUCUCCCAACCAAAUACGUGAUAAAGGAGCUCAAGCACUCGGCGACGCAUUGAAACUCAAUCGAGCCCUCACUACUCUUAAUCUUUGUCUCAACGAAAUAUCUGCGAAAGGAGCUAGUGCACUUGCUGAGGCAUUGAAAGCCAAUCAAACCCUUAGUACUCUUAAUCUUUCUAACAACCAAAUAUCUGACAAAGGAGCCUGUGCACUUGCUCUUGCAUUAAAGGCCAAUCACACGCUUACUACUGUUGAUCUUGGAACGAACCAAAUAACAGACAAAGCAGCUGAUGCACUUGCUGAUGCAUUAAGAUCGAAUAACACUCUAACUACUCUUCAUCUUGGAAUGAACGCAAUAUCGGACACACGAACUCAAGCACUCGUUGAUGCCUUGACCUUCCAUGAAAAACUUGCUGCCCUUGACCCUAAUAGGAUCGAUACAUAUCACACUGCACCUGCAAGACUCUAUCAUCCGUUCGAAGGUAAUGAAAGUGUAACUACUCUUAAUCUCUCCCUCAAUGAAAUAUCUCAGAAAGGAGCUGAAGCACUCGCUGAUGCCUUGAAAGUCAAUCAAACGGUUACUACUCUUAAUCUUGACUCCAACAAAAUAUCUGACAAAGGAUCUGAAGCACUCGCGGACACAUUGACAAUCAACCGAACUCUUACUACACUCAAUCUUUGUUUCAACCAAAUACGUGACAAAGGAGCUGAAGCACUAGCUGACGCAUUAAAACUGAAUGGAACCCUUACUACACUUAAUCUUUGUCUCAAUGAAAUAUCCGACAAAGGAGCUUCUGCACUCGCUGACGCCUUGAAAAUCAAUCAAACUCUUAUUGCCAUAGAUCUUAGUUCGAACUAUAUAUCUGAUAAAGGAGCUGAAGCACUCGCUAAUGGAUUGAAAGCGAAUGAAACUCUUACCAUUCUUAAUCUAGACAACAACCAAAUAUGUGACGAAGGAGCUGAUGCACUAGGUGAUGCGUUGAAAAUCAAUCAAACUCUUAGCACUCUUACUAUCGAAAGGAACAGAAUAUCGACCAACGGAGCUGAAGCACUCGCUUAUGCAUUGAGUGUCAAUCAAACUCUUACUACUCUUGAUGUUGAAAUGAAGGAAAUAUGCGACAGAGGAGCUGAAGCGCUCCCUAAUGUAUUUCAAAUCCAUGAAACCCCUUCUACUCUUGAUGUACAUAGCUGCGCAACAUCUGCGAAACGAGGUCAAGAACUCGGCGGUGCGUUGGGGGACAAUGAAGCUCUUACUACUCUCAUUCUUUCUUGGAACCAAAUAUGUGAGGAAGAAGCUGAAGGAUUUGAUGAUGCCUUGAAAGUCAAUCAGACUGUUACUACUUUUUCUCUUAAGGCGAAUAAAAUAACUGAGAAAGGAGCUGAAGCAAUAGCUGACGCAUUCAAGUUCAACCGAACUCUUACGACUGUUGGUCUUGCAGGGACCGGAAUGUCUGACAAAGGAGCACAUGCACUCGCUGAUGCACUGAUAGUCAAUCAAACUAUUACUGCUCUUGACCUUCAAAACAAUCAAAUAUCUGACAAAGGAGCACAUGCACUCGCUGAUGCACUGAGAGUCAAUCAAACUAUUACUGCUCUUGACCUUCAAAACAAUCAAAUAUCUGACAAAGGAGCUAAAGAACUCGCUUAUGCAUUGAAACUCAAUAAAACUCUCACUACUCUUGAGCUUAGUUACAACGGUAUAUCUGAUAGAGGAGCUGCCGCACUCGCUGAUGUACUGAGAGUCAAUCGAACUCUUGGUGCACUUGGCCUUGGAAACAACAAAAUAUCUGAUAAAGGAGCUGAAGAACUCGCUUGUGCAUCGAAAGUGAAUCAAACUCCUACUAGUCUUGAUCUUAGAUGGAACCAUCUAUCUCCUAAAGGGGGCGAAGCGCUCGCUAAUGUACUGAAAUUUAAUCUAGCUCUUACUGUUCUAAAUCUUUACUUCAACGAAAUGUCCACGAAAGAAGCUGAACCACUCGCUUACGCAUUGAAAUUCAAUCAAACUCUUACUACUCUUGAUCUUCGAUGCAACCAUAUAUCUAAUAAAGGAGCUGUAUCACUCGCUGUUGCGUUAAAAGGUAAUCAAACUAUUGCUGGUCUAGAUCUUAGAUGCAACGAUAUAUCUAAUGAAGGAGCUGCAUUACUCGCUGAUGCCUUGAAAGUCAAUCAAACUGUUAUAAGUCUUGAUCUUUCCAUGAACGAAAUAUCUGACGAAGGAGCUGAAGCACUUGCUGACGCAUUGAAAGUCAAUAAAACUCUUACUGCUCUUGAUCUUAGUUGGAACCAUAUAUCUGAUAAAGGAGGCGAAGCACUCGUUGACGGAUUGAAAAUGAAUCAAACUCUUACAGCUCUUCAUCUUAAAGGAAACCGGAUAUCUGACGAAGGAGCUGACGCACUCGCUGAUGCACUGAUAUUCAAUCAAACUCUUAGUGCUCUUGACCUGGAGAACAACCAAAUAUCUGAUAAAGAAGCUGAUGCACUACGUUAUGCAUUGAAAGUGAAUGAAACUCUUACUACCCUGAAUCUUCAAAACCACCAACUAACUGCCGAAGAAGCUAGACCACUCACUGAUGCACUGGAAGCGAAUCAAACGCUCACCACUCUCAAUCUCCAAAACAAUCAAAUAUCGGACGAAGGAGCUCAAACAUUGGCUCAUGCAAUAAAAGUCAAUCAAACUCUUACUGUACUUAAUCUUCAAAACAACCAAAUAUCAGACAAAGGGGUUGAAGCACUCGCUAAUGCCUUGAAAGUCAAUCGAACUCUUGUUAAUACGAUGUUUGCACCAACCUUCCCACAUUUUGACUACAGAGAAGAAGCAACCUUGGACGGAUUUGUUCCUAAAAUCCCUGAACCUCUUAUUAGCCCUGAUUCUUCCUUCGAUAAAAUAUCUGACGAGGAAGCUGAUGCACUGGGCAAUGCAUUGAAAGCCAAUCAAUCCCUCACAUCGCUUCAUCUUAGCAGGAACGUAAUAUCUCAAAAAGGAGCUGAAGCACUCGCUCAUGCGUUAAAAUUCCAUCAAUCUCUUACCGAACUUCACCUUGAAAACAACCGAAUAGGUGAUAAAAGAUUAGAAGCACUGGCGAAUGGAUUGAAAGUCAAUAAAACUCUAACUACUCUUCGUCUACAAAACAACCUAAUAUCUAGCAAAGGAGCGCAAACACUGGCGGGUGCCUUGAAACUGAAUGAAACUCUUAUUAGUCUUGACCUUAAAGACAAUGAAAUAUGCGCCCAAGGAGCGGAAGCACUCGCUGAUGCAUUGUUAGUGAAUAAAACGCUUACUACCAUUCACGUUGUAGCCAACGACAUAUGUGUUAAAGGAGCUGAAGCACUCGCUCAUGCAUUGACGGUCAAUCAAACCCUUGCUACUCUGGACCUUGAAGGGAACCGAAUAUGUGGCAAAGGAGCUCAAGCGCUCGCUGAGGCGUUGAAAGUGAAUCACACUCUUACUACUCUUGCUCUUAGAUGGAACCAUAUAGCUAAUAAGGGUGCUGCAGCACUCGCCGAUGGAUUGAAAGUCAAUCAAACACUUGCCACGCUUAAUCUUGGUGGCAACAAAAUAUGUGGUCAAGGAGCUAACGCCCUCGCUCAGGCAUUGAAAGUCAAUCAAACUCUUACAACCCUGAAUCUUUCGCCGAACCAAAUAUGUGAUCAAGGAGCAGAAGCGCUUGGGGACGCAUUGAAACUCAAUCGAGCCCUCACUACUCUUAAUAUUGCUCUCAACGAAAUAUCUGCGAAAGGAGCUAGCGCACUUGCUGAGGCGUUGGAAUCCAAUCAAAUCCUUACUACUCUUAAUCUUUCUAACAAUCGAAUAUGUGACGAAGGAGCGGAUGCACUCGCUGAUGCACUCAGAGCCAAUCAAACUCUUACUACUCUUCAUCUUGGAAUGAACGAAAUAUCUGACAUACGGACUCAAAAACUCGGUCAUGCCUUGACGUUCGAUGAAACUCUUACUACCCUUGAUCCUAGUGGGAUUGAUACAUAUCGCAUCGCACGUGCAAGACUCAUUCAUCCAUUUGAAGGUAAUGAAAGUCUAACUACUCUUGAUCUCUCGGUCAAUGAAAUAUCUGAGAAAGGAGCUGAAGCACUCGCACAAGCAUUGAAAGUCAAUGUAACACUCACAACUCUUAACGUGUCUUCGAACCAAAUAUCUGAGAAGGGAGCUGAAGCACUCGCUGAGGCGUUGAAAAUCAACGAAACUCUAAUUUCUCUCGAUCUUGGUAGUAGCCAAAUAUCUCAGAAAGGAGCUUGUGCACUUGCUGAUGCACUCAAACUCAAUCAAACUCUUACUACACUUAAUAUUUCUCGCAACCAAAUACGGGACAAAGGAGCUCAAGCACUCGCUGACGUAUUAAAACUGAAUCGAACCCUUACUAGUCUGAAUCUUUAUCAAAACGAAAUAUCUGAAAAAGGGGCUUGUGCACUUGCCGAUGCAUUACAAGUCAAUAAAACUCUGAAUACACUCAAUCUUUCUCGCAACCAAAUACGUGACAAAGGAGGUGAAGCACUCGCUGACGUAUUAAAACUGAAUCAAACGCUUACCACUCUUAAUCUUUAUCUCAACGAAAUAUCUGAAAAAGGGGCUUGUGCACUUGCCGAUGCAUUACAAGUCAAUAAAACUCUGAAUACGCUCAAUCUUUCUCGCAACCAAAUACGUGACAAAGGAGGUGAAGCACUCGCUGAUGUAUUAAAACUGAAUCAAACGCUUACCACUCUUAAUCUUUAUCUCAACGAAAUAUCUGAAAAAGGAGCUUGUGCACUUGCCGAUGCAUUGAAAGUCAAUCAAACUCUUACUACUCUUGAUUUUGGUAUGAACCAAAUAACUGACAAAGCAACUGAUGCACUCGCGGAUGCCUUGAAAGUCAAUCAAACACUCACUACGAUUGAUCUCAGUUGGAACCAUAUAUCUGAUAAAGGAGCUGAAGCACUCGCUGAUGGAUUGAAAGUGAAUGCAACUCUUACCACUCUUAAUCUACAGAACAACCGAAUAUCUGACAAAGGCUCUGAUGCACUUGGUGAUGCAUUGAAAAUCAAUCAAACUCUUAGCACUCUUAAUCUCAAAAGGAACAGAAUAUCGACCAACGGAGUUGAAUCACUCGCUUAUGCAUUGAGAGUCAAUCAAACUCUCACUACUCUUGAUCUUGAAAUGAACGAAAUAUGUGGCAGUGGAGCUGCAGCGCUCCCUAAUGUAUUGAAAACCGAUGAAGCCCGUACUAGUCUUGAUCUUCAAAAAUGCGAAAUAUCUGUUAAACGAGGUCAAGUUUUCGGUGGUGCAUUGAAUAUCAACGAAACUCUUAGUACUCUUACUCCUUCUUGGAACCAAAUAUGUGACGAAGAAGCUGAAGGAUUGGCUGAUCCCUUGAAAGUCAAUCAGAUUGGUACUACUCUUUAUCGUGAGGCGAAUAAAAUAACUGAGAAAGGAGCUCAAGCACUCGCUGACGCAUUGAAAUUCAACCAAACUAUAACUACUCUUGAUGUUAGUUGCAACCAUAUCUCUGAUAAAGGAGCUGAUGCACUCGCUGAUGGACUGGGAUUCAAUAAAACUCUUACUGCUUUUGACCUUCAAAACAACCAAAUAUCUGAUAAAGGAGCUCAAGACCUCGCUUAUGCAUUGAAAGUCAAUCAAACUCUAACUAAUCUUGAUCUUAGUUGCAACCUUAUAUCUGAUAAAGGAGCUGAUGCACUCGCCGAUGCACUGAGAGUCAAUGAAACUCUUAGUGCUCUUGACCUUCGAAACAACCAAAUAUCUGAUGAAGGAGCUCAAGAGCUCGCUUAUGCAUUGAAAGUCAAUCAAACUCUUACUACUCUUGAUCUUAGCUGCAACCAUAUAUCUGAUAAAGGAGCUGAUGCACUCGCUGAUGUACUGAGAGUCAAUGAAACUCUUAGUGCGCUUGACCUUCAAAACAACCAAAUAUCUGCUGAAGGAGUUGAAAAACUCGCUCAUGUAUUGAAAGUGAGUGAAUAUCCUACUACUCUUGAUUUUAGAUGGGACCGUCUAUCUGCUGAAGGAGACAAAGCACUCGCUUUUGUAUUGAAAUAUAAUCUAGCUCUUACUGCUCUUAAUCUUUACUUGAAAGAAAUUUCCGCGAAAGAAGUUGAAGCACUUGCUGAUGCAUUGAAAGUCAAUCACACUAUCACUACUCUUGACCUUAGAUGCAACCAUAUAUCUGAUAAAGGAGCUGUAUCACUCGCUAAUGCGUUAAAAGUCAAUCAAACGACUGCUGCUCUUCAUCUUAGAUGCAAUGAUAUAUCUGAUGAAGGAGCUGUAUCACUCGCUGAUGCAUUGAAAGUCAAUCAAACUGUUACUAGUCUUGAUCUUUGCAUGAACCACAUAUCUGACGAAGGAGCUGAAGCACUCGCCGACGCAUUGAAAGUCAAUAAAACUCUUACUGCUCUUGAUCUUAGUUGGAACCAUAUAUCUGAUAAAGGAGGGGAAGCACUUGGUGAUGGAUUGAAAGUGAAUCAAACUCUUACUAAUCUUAAUGUUAAAGGAAACCAUAUAUCUGACAAAGGAGCUGACGCACUCGCUGAUGCACUCAUAAUCAAUCAAACUCUUAGUGCUCUUGACCUUGAGAAGAACCAAAUAUCUGAUAAAGAAGCUGAUGGACUGGCUUUUGCAUCCAAAGUGAAUCAAACCCGUACUACUCUUGAUCUUAGAUGGAACCAUCUAUCUGAUAUAGGAGGUGGAGCACUCACUAAUGUAUUGAAAUACAAUCUAGCUGUUAGUUCUCUUAAUCUUUACUUCAGCCGAAUAGGUGACAAAGAAGUUGAAGCACUCGCUGAUGCAUUGAAAGUCAAUGAAACUAUCGCUACUCUUGAUAUUCGAUGCAACCGGAUAUCUCAGAAAGGAGCACUAUCACUCGCUGAUGCAUUGAGGGUUAAUCAAACUCUUACUACUCUUAAUCUUCAAAACAACCAAAUAUUUGACAAAGGAGCUGAGGUACUCGCUGAUGCAUUGAAAGUCAAUCGAACGGUUACUACUCUGAAUCUCGGUUCAAACAAAAUAUGUGCCAAAGGAGCUGAAGCACUCGCAGAAGCAUUGAAACUCAAUGAAACUCUUUGUACCCUGAAUCUGGGAAACAACGAAAUAUCUGUCAAAGGUGCUGAAGCAAUGGCUGAUGCCUUGAAAGUGAAUGAAACUCUCACUACUCUUUGUCUUCAAAAGAAUUCAAUAUCUGCGAAAGGUGCUGAAACACUCGCUGAUGCAUUGAAGGUCAAUGGAAGUCUUACAACUCUGAAUCUUCAAAAGAACCAGAUGUCUGCUAAAGAAGCGGAAGCACUAGCUGAUGCAUUGACGAUCAACCAAACUCUUACUACUCUUGAUCUUGGUGUAAACCAAAUAUCUGUCAAAGGAUCUGAAGCGCUGGCUGAUGCAUUGAAAGUGAAUGAUACUCUUACUACUUUGAAUCUUGAAAACAACCAAAUAUCUGCGAAUGGAGCUGGAGCACUCGCCGAUGCGUUGAAAGUCAAUCAAAAUCUUACUAUUCUCGAUCUCGGGUGGAAUCAAAUAUCUGACAAAGGAGCAAGAUCACUCGGUGAUGCGUUGAAGGUCAAUCAGUAUCUUACUACUCUUAGUCUUCGAAGCAACCAAAUAUCUGGCACAGGAGCGAAAGCGCUUGCUGAUCUAUUGAGGGUCAAUGAAACGCUUACUACUCUUGAUCUGCAAAAGAAUGAAAUAUCUGCGGACGGUGCUGGAGCACUCGCUGAUGCAUUGAAAAUGAAUCAAACUCUUGUUACUCUUAAUCUUCAAGACAACCAAAUUUCUGCGAAAGGAGCUGUAGCACUUGCUGAUGCAUUGAAAGUCAAUCGAACUCUUACUGCUCUUAAUCUUCUAUACAACGAGAUAUCUGGCAUAGGAGUUGAAGCAGUCGCUGAUGCAGUGAAAGUCAAUGAAACUCUUGCUACUGUUAAUCUUUCUGUCAACCAGGUGUAUGGCGAGGGUGGUGUGGCUAUUGGUAAUGCAUUAAGGGCCAGUUUUGGAAAAGAUGUGUCGGAUAGAGAGAAAUGUAGAUAUAGUGUUAAGCCGCGGUAUGGAGAAGGUUGCUCUUUUAUUGCUGCAAGUUGUGCAAAACAGAAUAGGUAUGACGAUGCAUUUGAUUUUGGAAUGAAAGCAUUAAGCAUGGACGAAGUCACAUGGGAUUUAACAGUAGAAGGAAACGAAGCUGUUUGUUAUUCUGAUAGCGGUUUGUUUUUUUUAAAUAGAGAUUCUGAUAAAACUCUUCAAUUUACCGAGAGAUCGUUAGAAAUUCGGGAACAAUUUUUAGCAGCGGAUAGCGUUAAUGUUGGCUUUUUUCAUCAAAAUAUUGGUGUUGCUUACGAUAGAAAAGGCAUGUGGGAUGCAGCAAUAGAAAAUUACAUGAAAGCAACUGAGAUAUAUGGAAAAUAUAUGUCGAAUAAAGAAGAGUAUCAAUUGAACGUUAAAGAAUCUUUCGUUCAAUACAAAGAGCAAUAUGAACGUGCUCUCAGUAGUUUAGAGAGAGUCAAUAAUAUGUUACUCGAUAAUGACAUAGAUCUUGGCACUUGUUAUAUGAAUAUUGGGUUGUGGUACGUGAAUCAACAAAAAUAUGAAAAAGCUGUCGAAAAUUAUCGAAUAGCAAUAGAAGAUUUCAAAGAAGGUUUGCCAGCUAAUCAACAAAAUUGUGCGCAAUGUUAUAUGGAUAUUGGGUUCUGUUACACGAAUCAACAACAAUAUGAAAAGGCUAUGGAAAAUUAUCGAAUAGCGAUAGAAAUUGUCGAGAAAGAUGUGCCAACUAAUCAACAAAACUAUGCCCUAUGUUGCGUGAAUAUGGGUGUAUGUUGUUCGUAUAUGGGGAAAAGCGCGUAUGCUACUGGGAUGAAGUAUAUAUUAAAAGCAAUAGAAAUUUAUGAAGAAGAUUAUACAGACAAUAAAAGCAAUAUUGCCAAAUGUUACUUAACGUAUGGUGUCAUAUUAUUGCAACAAGGACAAUAUGAUCAAGCUAUCAAUGCACUAAAUAAAUCGUUGAAUUUUCUGUUAAAUGAAGAUACAAUAAUUGUAGGCCUCUGCUAUUAUAACUUAGGUUGUUGCUAUUAUAGAAAACUCCAAUACCAACAAGCGUUGUCAUUGUCGGAAGUAGCCUUGGUAUCCUAUGAAAAACAAUUGCCAAAUUUAACCAAUGAAAUUGCUGGAUAUUUAUUAAAUAAUAUGGCAUUAUGUUUAUUAAAAUUGAAUAACUAUGAUCAAGCUCUGGAAUAUGCAAUUAGAUCGCUUGAAAUUAUUGAGCAAGUGUUUCCAUUGAUAAGUCUGCAGAAGGCAAAAACACACAGUACAUUAGCAUUAAUCUAUUCAAAACAACAACCACAACAAGACGAAAAAUGUAAUGAACAUCGCUUGAAAGCAUUAGAAAUAUCUGAACAGUUGAUUUCGAAUGGCGAGAAAAUUGAAGGGAUCAGCGAUGUUUUUGAGGACAUUGGUGAACUUUACAUGAAUCAAAGUAAUCUGCAACGAGCUCGAAAGUACUAUAAAAAAGCAUUAGGAUAUACAAAAAAAGAUAUGGUAGAUGACCAUCCAGAAAUCCAACGUAUACAGAAAAUUAUCGAUGGAUUACCAACAAGCCGAACAACCGACUAA